Molecule: messenger RNA, 2284 nt
Organism: Numida meleagris (helmeted guineafowl)
Lineage: Eukaryota; Metazoa; Chordata; Aves; Galliformes; Numididae
Gene: SLC52A3
Product: solute carrier family 52 member 3
Exons: 6
Coding region: 871-2235 (454 amino acids)
Biological process (GO): riboflavin transport
Cellular component (GO): plasma membrane
Molecular function (GO): riboflavin transmembrane transporter activity
Source: RefSeq, a predicted model, not a curated record
CACGAGGCCCAGCUGGCUCUGUCCCCCGCAGCCCCUGCCAGCUCCCGAGGGGUGCAUGCAUCACAUCCGCCGGCUCAAGGCGUGGCUGGGCGCCUGGUCACGUCCCACAGCCGCCAUGCACCCUGCGCUGGGUGAGCAGGGCUACAGGAGCAUUUGUGCGCGAUGCACACCUGCAGGGACAGCCACAUCCCGGCCCUUGUUCCCAAGCCACUCAGCUCAGCCCGCGGCCCGGCAGCCAUCCAUCCCAGACAGCGCUGCACGGUGUCAUUUGCAUCCACAAGGUGCAGCCUGAAAUAGGUGGAACGCAGCUCUGCUGGGGACAAGGGCAAAGUCCGUGUCACAGCCAGGAAUAACUGCCGGCACCCGGCCAAGCCAGGGCGGUGCAGGUUCAGCAACAGACUGCAGAGAGCACCUGGCAUCGCAGCCAAGCAGCGGCACGCUGGGGCUGGCUCUGCUGCCCACCGCCGAGCAGCAGAGCAGGCGGUCGCGUCCCCUCGUCCCACCGCUUCCUCCUUCCCCCGCCCCGGGGGAGCUCGGCCUGCCGGGAGCAGCACCCUCCGCUCCGCUCCGCACGCUGCCACCCAUCAGCAUCCGGAGGCGAUCACGUGGCCGGCUGACGUCACCGCGCCGGCAGCCAGGACUCGCCGCGCCGCGUGCUGCUCGCUGCCCGUGCCCCCGAGCGCCGUGGGGCCGCGGGGCCUUUCUGCCCCACCGCCGCCGGAGCCUGCUGCAGUCACCAGGGGCCGGCGGGAGGAGACGAGCUGCUCGGCACUGCCCGCGGAUGCGGAGGGAAGGGCGAGGCCUCGGGUCCCAGCAGUGCGGCCUCAGAGACCUCACGGCCCCCAGCACGGUGGCACCCGGCCCUGAGCCAUGGCGCUGCUCACCCACCUUCUUGCCUGCGCCUUUGGCAUGGGCUCCUGGGUGGCCAUCAACGGGCUGUGGGUCGAGCUGCCGCUGCUGGUGACGGUGCUGCCAGAGCAGUGGGACCUGCCUUCCUACAUCACCAUCAUCAUCCAGAUGGCCAACGUGGGGCCACUCUUCGUCACCCUCAUGCACCGCUUCUGGCCCGGCUCGCUGAAGGAGGUGGUCGUUAUCUACGUGGUUGUGUCCGUGGGCAUCGUGGCCUGCUUGCUGCUGGCCUUCCUCUGGGACUACACAUCCCCCAUCGCAGGGACAACUCACAGCACCGCAUUCCUGAUCCUCACCUUCUUCCUGGCCCUGGUUGACUGCACUUCCUCCGUCACCUUCCUGCCCUUCAUGAUGCAGCUGCAGGCCCAAUACCUCACCACAUUCUUUAUAGGUGAAGGACUCAGCGGGCUGAUCCCUGCUCUCAUUGCCCUGGGCCAGGGCUCUGGCAUCUCCAGCUGUGCCAAUGUCAGCCAGAUGGUCAACAUCACCUCUGGCAAUGAGACCAUGGAGGGCACUAUCUUCCGGAUGGAGACCCACUACCUCCCAGCCCGCUUCUCUACCCUCAUCUUCUUCCUCCUCAUGACUGCGAUGAUGGUGGCCUGCUUGGUGGCUUUCUUCUUCCUGACCAGGCAGCCCAAGGUAUGGGAGCUCUCGCAGCAGCAGUUUUAUCCCAGCACCAUCAUACUGAACUCCUUUGACCAGAUCCCUGAGGAUGAUGGUGGCACAGGGAGAGGCGAAGGCUACUCAUGCCCAAAGAGCACCAAGCGGCCGAUGGAGACCCACCCGGAGAAGGUUUCCUACUCUGUGGCCAAGCUUGCCUUCAUCUACCUCCUCAUCACUUGGGUGAGCUCUCUGACAAACGGGGUCCUGCCAUCCGUGCAGUCCUACUCUUGCCUGCCGUAUGGCAACACCGCGUAUCACCUCUCGGCCACGCUCAGCUCCAUGGCCAACCCUCUCGCCUGCAUCGUGGCCAUGGUCCUGCCCAGCAGGUCCCUGGCCCUGCUAGGCACCCUCAGCCUGGCGGGCACAGGCUUCGGUGCCUACAACAUGGCCAUCGCGGUGAUGAGCCCGUGCCCGCUCCUGCAGCAUUCCCAGUGGGGCGAUGCCAUCAUUAUCCUCUCCUGGGUGCUCUUCACCGGAACGCUCUCCUACGUGAAGGUGAUGGCCGGGGUCAUCCUGCGGAGCCGCAGCCACAGCGCGCUGGUGUGGUACGGGGCGCUGGAGCAGCUGGGAUCCCUGCUCGGCGCCCUGCUCAUGUUUCCCCUCGUCAACGUUUAUGGCUUCUUCCAAUCCGCCGACUACUGCAGCCUGCAGUGCCCAGUGUGAGCACGGUGUUCCUCUUGUGUUCAAACAAAUAGAAGGAGUUUGCUCAGCC